AUGGCUGCUUUUGCAGCUAUACUUGCUGCAGCAACAACAACUAUUGCAGUGGGAGAAUAUUACAGUAAUUACUUAUUUAGGACACCCUCAAGAUUUGGGGACUAUGAAAGAAGCAGGAUAAUAAAUGGGAUAAUUAGAGCGGGUGACAAUGAGUGUGUUGCACAACUCAGAAUGAACAAAGCCACAUUCUUCAAUCUAUGCUCGUUUCUCAAUGAUAGAAAUCUCUUUCUUGAUGGGAAACAUGUUUGUAUGGAAGAACAACUUGUCAUGUUCCUUCAUAAAGUAGGGAAUAAUGUGAGAAACCGUGUCAUCAGGCAUCGGUUUAUAAGAUCUGGAGAAACCGUAAGUCGAUAUUUUAGUAAAGCUUUGGAUGCUAUUGUUGGACUAUAUCCGGAGUUUGUAAAACUCCCACGUGCGGAAACACCUAUCGAGAUUCUAGUCAAUCCUAAUUGGAGCAUGUACUUUCAUGACUGUAUUGGUGCAAUUGAUGGCACCCAUGUACCCACCUAUGUGCCUGCAUUGGAAGGUGCAACCCACCUUAACAAAAAAGGGGUCCUCUCUCAGAACGUAAUGGCCGCGUGUACAUUUGAUCUGAUGUUCGUAUAUGUGCUCGCCAGAUGGGAGGGAUCUGCCUCUGACACACGCGUCUUAUAUAAUGCAUUGACAUAUUCCACUGAUCGUUUUACUAUCCCCGAGGGUAAAUGCUACGUAGUUGAUGCUGGUUACGCUUCACCUGGAUUUAUGGCUCCUUACCGCGCUAUAUUUGGAGUACUUAAAGCUCGGUUUCCGAUCCUCAAAUCAGCUCCACCAUACAAUCUUCUAACACAAGUGAAGAUAGUGAUCGCAUGUUGUGUGCUACACAACUUUAUUCGUUUAUUUAGAGGAGAUAGUUUAAUCGAAGAUGAAGUCACCUCAACGGAUGUAAUGGAGAGUAUAGAUCUGUCACCAUAUGAGGUUAAUGUCACACAACGUGAAAAGGACGAAUGGGCGACAUUUCGAGACAAUAUUGCUUCGAGGAUGUGGAAUGAAUCUCAUCUUGUGAGUCAUAGCGUAUGA
This is a messenger RNA of Magnolia sinica, 1056 nucleotides long. RefSeq lists its product as uncharacterized. The record is from RefSeq and is a predicted model, not a curated record. Lineage: Eukaryota; Viridiplantae; Streptophyta; Magnoliopsida; Magnoliales; Magnoliaceae. The coding region runs from base 1 to 1056 and encodes 351 amino acids. The transcript is spliced from 4 exons.